This is a messenger RNA of Phoenix dactylifera (date palm), 1015 nucleotides long. The record is from RefSeq and is a predicted model, not a curated record. NCBI's taxonomy places the organism in Eukaryota, Viridiplantae, Streptophyta, Magnoliopsida, Arecales, Arecaceae.
UUCUACUCCGUUCUUCCCCAUCCUUUCGGUGGUUUUCUUGGACCGGUCCUCCGUCGCUUCCUCCUCCGCCGCCGCCCCCGCCGCUGACUGACGCUCUUCUCCUCUUUUCUACGCCUCCACCUUCGGCCGGCCCGCCGCCGCGCUCCUGCCGGAUCUUCCCGCAGCCUGGCGUCGAUGAUGCCGGAGAGCACGCUGGUGCACGACGUAUGCACGUCGGUGGUGGUUUCGGGGAUCAUCCUGGGGCUGCUCCACUUUUGGGGGGAGUUGGCCAAGCUAGGACUUUUCGAGCAGAAAUUGAGUCGAAAGCUUGUGCAUGUAAGCGUUGGGCUGACAUUCAUGCUCUUUUGGCCUUUGUUCAGUUCAGGAAGCCAUGCACCAUUUCUUGCAGCUGUAGUACCAGGGAUCAAUAUUAUUAGGAUGCUGCUCAUGGGACUGGGAAUAUGGAGAAAUGAUGCUAUUGUCAAGUCAAUGAGCAGACAUGGAGACUACAGGGAGCUUCUGAAAGGGCCAUUAUACUAUGCUUGCGCUCUAACUCUGGCUUCAAUAUUUUGGCGAACGUCUCCUAUUGCGAUAGCUGCAAUCUGCAACUUGUGUGCUGGAGAUGGUGUGGCUGACAUAGUAGGAAGGCGAUUUGGGAGCCGAAAGCUUCCUUACAACCCUAACAAGUCCUUUGCUGGUACCUUUGCAAUGUUAUUUGCAGGUUUGAUAGCAUCAGUUGGGUACAUGCAUUACUACCACUUGUUUGGAUUUGUUGAAGAAAGCUGGGAUAUGGCCAUACGCUUCUCUUUUGUGUCUCUAGCUGCGGCAUUUGUAGAGUCGCUUCCCAUCAGUUCCAAGCUGGAUGACAAUUUAACAGUUCCUUUUACUUCAAUAUUGGUUGGUGUCCUUGUUUUUUAGUUGCAUGAGAAGGUUGGAUCUAAUGUUGUACGCUACACAAAAACGUGGCACCUACAUGGGCAUAACUUUGUGGUGAAUGGAGAUUGUUUGAGAAAUUGCAGGUUUACCAGUUCUCUAA